AUGGAUAUCUCACUGCAAACUCACCAGUCGUACAUCGGCCAGCCGGUCAGCGCUCUCCCCACACCCGCCCUGGUGGUGAGCAAGCCUGUGCUCGAAAAGAACGUGAAAAGGCUGCACGGUGACGUCGAGGCGUUGGGCAUCGACUUCCGACCUCAUGUGAAGACUCUCAAGAGUAUUGAGGCCACACGGAUCAUGCUGGCUCAUGGUCGAUAUAAGAAGAUCGUAGCGUCGACGUUAAGCGAGAUCCGCGGAUGUUUGCCUCUGGUCAAAGAAGAUCUGGAUGCUUUCACAAGCCAACAUGGGUUGAAGAUAGUGCUCAUGAUUGACCAUGCCGAUCACAUUCGCAUUCUAGAAGAGUUCAACGCACGCACCAAGCGCAGCAACCCCUGGCCAGCAUUCAUCAAAGUCGACGUCGGUACGAACCGGGCGGGCAUUUUGAACUCCUCUUCGCGAUUAGACGAGGUUAUCCAGGCAGCCAACUCAUCUGCGGCGGUAUCAGUUUAUGGUUUCUAUUGCCAUGCAGGGCAUUCUUACGCUGCCAAAACAGCCGAACAGGCUGUGAAGGUCCUGAAUGAUGAAAUCAACGGUGUUGUAAUAGCAGCGAGGAGGCUUCUCGACCCCAAGACGGAACUUGUCCUCUCUAUCGGAGCUACACCCACGGCGCAUGUGGUGUCCAACAUCAAAGCCAAGCUUCCCGAGAACACGCGGCUGGAAUUGCAUGCCGGCAACUUCCCGGCCAACGACCUUCAGCAAGUGGCUACUGGUCUCGUAUCGCUGUCAGACCAAGCUGUGCGGGUUGUCGCUGAGGUGUGCAGUGUCUACCCGGAGCGCAAUGAAGCACUCAUCAACGCUGGAGUGCUUGCACUUACCAAGGAAGUAAGCUCGUUUACGGGUCUAGCGAGGCUGACGGAGGAAGUGAACUGGGGGAUUGUGCGCGUCAGCCAGGAACAUGGGAUAUUCGGCUGGGUUGGGGACGAGGCACAGAGCGAAAUGGCGGAAGACAGAUUCAGGGUCGGACAGAAGGUGCUGUUAUACACACAACACUCGUGCAUUACGAGCGCUAUGUAUUAUGCGUUCUAUGUGGUAGAUGAGCAGGACAUUGUUCGUGAGACAUGGAUUCCGUGGAAAGGGUGGUAG
Talaromyces atroroseus is the source of this 1137-nucleotide messenger RNA. RefSeq lists its product as hypothetical. Gene Ontology annotation, biological process: D-serine catabolic process. The transcript is spliced from 3 exons. The coding region runs from base 1 to 1137 and encodes 378 amino acids. Gene Ontology annotation, molecular function: D-serine ammonia-lyase activity. The record is from RefSeq and is a predicted model, not a curated record. NCBI's taxonomy places the organism in Eukaryota, Fungi, Ascomycota, Eurotiomycetes, Eurotiales, Trichocomaceae.